AUGUCAGGCCCACAAUCAAGAAGAAAUUCAAUGACUUCGCUAGCAACCGCUAAUACCACCACGUCAUCACAAAAUAAUAUUUCAGGUCAUGAUUUGUCAACUGAUAAUUUGAUAGCUGUGGAUAGUAAAUUUGUCAAGAAACCAACCAAGAAAUUUCCCAACAGUAAUGGGAUUUCCCCAAAGCUUAUCAACGAUUCAACUUUACGCAGUGGUGCUGGUAAUAAUAACAGCCCAGGAAGCGCAUUCUAUGCAAAGGAAGGUGUCUACUAUUUUCCAAAUGGUGAAGUGUUUCGACCAAGAACAACCCCUGCCAAGAGAAACAGGCCAAGUAAACUUCAACAAGAUAUUUCCCCAAAUGAUAGUGGAGCAAGCAGUCCAGUUCCACCACCAUUAAAUCCCAACGUUUCCCUUGAUUCACCUAAAUCAAAUCACUCAUCCUCAAACUCGUCAACAAAUAGUGGAACUGCUGGGUCAGUUGUUGCUCCUAGUAUUCAUUCCAAUAAUUCUCAUAGUUCCCUACCUAAAUCUGCUUCAAUUCAGAACAUCAAGCUCAUGAACAAACAGAGUUUAGUACAGAACAUUAGAAAUAGUAAAGGCGAUAUCACAACAAAUAUUGUCCUUGAAGAUACUUCCCCAAAGAUUCCUUAUGAAAAUUACCGUAACAGCAACAGCAGUACAAGUUUGAAGAAUUCCCACAAGUUUCAAUCACAAAAUAUCACCAAGACCGAGCAGUAUUCCAACACCUCAUCUUUUUCAUCACAAACUUCAAAUGCUUCUAAUGUAUCUGAUUUAUUAGCCGAUCACGAUGACGAAAAUUCCAAUUCAAAUGUUAAUCGAUCAGCCACCAAUACUCCUUCAACAUCUAUAAGUGACGACCAUAACAGAUUGUCCAAUGAAAUUCGAAAUAGUACCGGUUCAUCCUCCGAUGAAUGUAACCAACCAGUAGAAACAAUCACUGAUGACACUGCUUUGAGUACGUUGAAUGAAACAAGUGAAGAGACUUUCAAAAGUAUGCUGGCUUCAAACUUUGGCAGUUCAAGUGCGGGCCAUUCAGCAAAUUCAUCAUGGGACAACAGAAACACACCUGAACCACAUCGUUUAAUCAGAGAGGAAUCAAACUCUUCUGUUUCACCAAGUGAAAGAAAACAUGCUUUGAGAACAAGAAACUUACAAAAUCAACAACUGAUGUCAGCUAAUUCGUCUUCUCCGAAUCCGGCAAUUAGUACUGAUUCACCAAGCUCACCAGCUUAUGGGAAUACCCCAUCAUCAGUUUAUGAGAACACUCCUUCAUCAUCCGCCUAUGGUCAAACUCCAACAUCAACAUCAACAUACGGCCAUACUCCAUCGUCAAUGUAUGAUUCAAUUGCCCCAUUGGAAGUUGUCAAACAAAGAGCAACGAACACUUCUGGUUCCGAUUCACCUAACUCGUUGUAUGACAGCUCCAACCCAGGAAGUAUCCACAGAUUAGGUGCUCCAAUGAAACCUAUCUUGAGAGAUAUAUCAAGAUCAUCUGAGAUGUCGAGUGAAGAAGAAAUAUUUAGAACUCCAGUUAGUACACCAGACAAGGAGGUUUUUAAAGAAUUUAAAGGUACUCCAACAAUGACACCACCAUCUCCAACUUCUGUGAAAACUGCUACACCAAUCAUCACUCCACCGAAUAAUAUUAAUACUUUCCGUCCUCCUCGUAUAAGUGCUCGAUCAUUAUUACAUUUUGAGAGACUGAAUACCGACACUAGCAGUAGUACUAAUUCUAGCAGUAGUGGCGGAACUAGUAAUAGAAAGAGUCAGAUUAGUUUGUUACCAGAGCCUACAAUAGACACUGAAUCAUUUGUGGAGCAAUACUUUAACGAAUCAUCUCCAGAGCUGUAUCAGUUGAGUGAGAUUAUUUCUAACUUGAAUACUACACCAACAAGACAACACCAUCAGCAGCAACAACAACAACUUGAACGUGAAAAAAUGGCUAAUGAACAAGAGGAAUACACGAAACAUAUCAAUGAGAAACGCCAGCUGUUCCAAAUGACUCAUCAGCUGCACUUGCCUCCAAAGGAGCAUGUUAUUCAAGUUACUGAUGAGCAGGCUAUUAAAUUUGUGUCAUCUCCUACUAAUUCCAAGACUGAUACACCAAGAAGUUCGAGGUAUUAUGACAUUGAUUCAACUACAUUUAAUAAGUUUGUGAAUGAUACACAACCGGAUAUUCCUCCUAGAGGAGAUGUGAUGAUUGUCAAUAAUAAGAAGAUUAGAAAACAUAGCAGAAAUGCAUCAUCUACGUCCUCUGCCAAUGAUUUUUUCAUCAACUCAGCUAAUAAUUCUCAAACUAAUACCAAUACCCCUGCCAAUCCUGGUCCAUCAACACCAAAGAGAAGUCCAAUUCAGGAGGUUGUCACACCAAAGAAUCUUGAAUCUCCACCACCUCCACCGCCAAUUGAGAAAUCACCAGGUAUGAGAGUCAAAGGUAGACCAAAAAAGAGAAGACCAAGAAAAGAUGGUGAACAUAAAUCCGAUAAGAAGAAAUCAAAUCCCGAUGAAUCAAAACUUGCUGCCUCUGUGGAGCAGAAGCCAAGAGAACAUGAGAAUACGGCAGUUCCUAGAAAGGGUUCUGAGCACAGUCAAAAGAAAGAGACUGAAGAAUUCACUAUACCAAUUGCAAUUCAAACACAACCAAUUAAGAGAAAGGUCAAUGAACAGCCAGUCACACCAGUUCUUGAUGCUGCGCCAAACCUGAUUUUCAAGAAUGAUGACGGUGAAAGAGAUCCAAGUCCAUCAAAGCUGGUUUUGUAUGAUACACCAAGAACUUUACAAGAACAACAAGCUCAGGAAAUGCGUGAACUCGAGGAAAAGAAUAAACAAGUGAAAGAAAAGGAGCCAACCACUCCAGUGAAGAAAUCAGCUAAACCAAUUCGUUCGUUGUUGUUGCAGGAUGAAAGCAUUCAAAAUAAGAAGUUACCCAUGGGUCCACAAUUUGAACCGCCAAAUAACGCGAAGACAAUUAAAAAAACUUCGUCAUUACCGACGAUGGCUCCGGAAAAGCCGCAAAAGAUUUCCGAUUCCUUAUUACCAUCAUCUGAUAAACAACACCAAACUUCAACAAACCAUCGCCGUUUUGAACCUUCAAGAAGACCACCUGAAAUUCAUGACAAGGAGAGAGUUGCUGUAAAUACCACCCAUCAACUAAUUGGAGUAGCCCCAUCAGCACCAGUAUCAGCAUCUGCACCAGCAUCUGCACCAGCACCACUUCCACCCACGUCUAGACCACGUAUUGAUACCAACAAUCCUAUUCCACAUCCACCACCACCACCACCUCCUCCUCCUCACUCUCAGACACAAGGUGCUCAAAAAUCUUCACCAAACUUAUCUGCACAACCACCGGUGACACAGGCUCAAUCACCUGAACCAAAUAUGAAACGUCACGUUUAUCACAGUCCAAAAAUCGGAGAUGAUAGUAACAAUAAUUCCAAGAAAGGUGCAAACGGAGGUGGUGCAAACUUGAAAUCAUUCUUUAAAAUGUUUAAACCACAUCCACAUGAGAAAACAAUGGAUAAAUCCAAUUCUACCACAUCAUUGUCAUCAUCAGGAUCUAGUGGUUCAAAAAUAUUUAAAUUUAUGAAGACCAAGAAAGAUGAACAAGAUUUGACUGAUUUGCCAAUAAUUGUUGAGCAAUCCAAAUUAGGACCACCAGUUGCUGCUAAUGCAAAUAGUAACAGAAUUUCUGUUUUUAGUGAAAUUGCACCAUCUAUUAAAUUGGGAUCAUUACCUGAUUUUGAACCGGAAGAAACUGGAUUGUUGGAAGAAAUGAUGAUUACAUUUGAUGAAAAGUUUGAAAGUGAAUUAACACCAACUUCACCUCCAGUAUUUAUACACAAGAUUUCUACCAAUAGAAGUAGUAUGAAUGAACCAUUUUUAAGAGAUGAUGAGUUAUCAAUUGAUCAAAUAAAAGAUCAACAAUUGAAGGAUGAUGAUCUUGGCAAUAACAAUGGCGGAACAGAUACGAUUGGAGGAUAUUCGGUGAAUAUCAAUGAUGAAAAUUAUGCUGAAAAUAUGGCAUUCCUUCGAAACGAAGCGUAUUGGGCUACUAUGGAUGAAGGUGCUAUCAAAUCACAUAUUGACAAGAAUCUGUACACAAUUGAUGAAGAAAAUAACCCAGAGAUUAAAAAGUUUAGAGAGCAAUUAAUGGCAGCUGCCAGUAUUGCUGCCCCAGAUAUUUCUAUGGCAUCUUCUGAAGGUGAUGUGUCUACUCCAGUGGAUAGUUCAUUUAACCAACCAUUAGUCGGACCACCACAAAUACUUCGUGGUCCAAAUGCUGCUAUUACUGAUGAAGAUAUUGACCCAGUACUUGUUGAUGAUGAUCUCAGUCAAGAAGGUGAAUCUAUUGUUAUUGAAAAUCAAGAAUUACAUUACAUUUUCAACAAUUUGACUGAUGAUGAAAAGAGAAAUUUACCACCACACUUGAAGUAUAUUCGUCAAUUCAAAGAUUAUCAAUCAAUUGAAGUUAAUAUGAAGAAAUUUGAAGAUUUAUCUAAAAUUGAAUUUUCUGUUGAUGAAAAUGGUAAGAGUGCACCAAUUUUAAAGAGACGUAGAAAAGGUGGCAGUGGUAAAAAAUCCAUGCUUGAUGGUGGUAAAAAAGGAUCUCGAAAUGUUGUUUUCUCCAAUAAGAUUUCUAUCAAUGAAACAUUUGCAAGUGAUAUGUAUAAGAGAUACAACAAGGCGGUAACACAAUACUCGUUAAAUGAUCCAAAAGAAAUCAACAAGAUUAAGAACGAAUUGAAUUAUUAUAAAUGUAACGAGAUGUUGGUUCAUGAAAGUUCCCAAAACAAUACCCAUUUUUUUUACUAG
Messenger RNA from Candida tropicalis MYA-3404, 4830 nucleotides. RefSeq lists its product as uncharacterized. The record is from RefSeq and is a predicted model, not a curated record. Bases 1 to 4830 code for a protein of 1609 amino acids. The transcript has a single exon. NCBI's taxonomy places the organism in Eukaryota, Fungi, Ascomycota, Pichiomycetes, Serinales, Debaryomycetaceae.